GGCGGGCAGGGCGCGAGCGAGCCGGCGAGAGAGCGAGCGACGCCCCGCGCCCUCUCCCACCGCCCCCGAGGCCCGGGGUGACGCCGGGGGCCCCACAAACUUCCCCAGGAUGAAUUAAGGGACGAAUAUAGUGGCUUCUCAGACAUGGAGAGCAGUCGGUCUGUUCCCAGCAUGCAAGAUUCUUCAUCUUUGGAAAAGCAUAUCAGCUCAGCCAAUGGAAAUGGAGAUCUUGAUUCAGGUGGAAAUUAGCAUUCAGAGCAACUUCCAGCCUGGCAUGAAGUUGGAGGUGGCCAACAAGAACAACCCGGACACCUACUGGGUGGCCACGAUCAUCACCACGUGCGGACAGCUGCUGCUUCUGCGCUACUGUGGUUAUGGGGAAGACCGCAGGGCUGACUUCUGGUGUGAUAUGGUCAUAGCAGACCUCCACCCCGUGGGGUGGUGCACACAGAACAACAAGAUCUUGAUGCCCCCUGACGCUGCUCCUCACGAGCGUCUCUCUCCACCUUCAACGUGGCCACCUGCUCUUCCAGGCCCUUCAGCUGUCUUCCACACUGGGCCCGCUCCUCCAGCGCCUGCUGGCACGUGUGGACUUGGGUCUGCAAGUCGGCCUUCUGGGUGAGCAGCACCUCCAGCCUCUCCUGCAGCUCGCUGUUCUCGUCUUCCAGGUCUUCGUUCAUUGUGGUUUUCUUCGUACAUCCAGCUGCAUCUUCACGUGAUUCAGGUCUUUCAUGAGCUCCACGUUGCUUCUCGCGGUCUCAUUCUGCGUGGUGGAAGCAGACAAGGCGAACUCGAACUCGAGCUCGGUCACGCGCUGCUGGACGGCCUGCAGGCAGCCGGCCAGGCCCUCCUGCUCCCGGGUUUUGUCCAGGGCCACCUGCUGCAUGUGGGCCAGGGCGGAUUGCAAGUCGCCUUCUGUGCAUCUGUGCAUCUGUAUGGCUAGCUUCUGCUCCUGCAGCUCGGCUCUCAGUGCCUCGUGCACGCGGGCUGUCUCCGCCAUCUCUUUCCCUUGCUGGUCUUGCGCAUCUGUCUUCUCCUGCUUCAGCUGCUGGAUCUCACUGCACAGCUGCUGGUUCUGUAUUUUGGUGGUGUUCAGGACCUGCACCAGGAGUUGGUACUGCUUUUCAAGGUCCUUGAUGUUAUGGGGCCUGCAGUACCCUCAACCCUGACAGCCCUGAUGGCUGGGGAGGCUGAGGGUCAGCGUGAUCAUUGGCUGCACCCUUGGUGGAAUGAUGUUCCCCAGUGAUGUUGGUCUUGGGGUUACUUACCUUUGUAGUCUUCUUCUUUUUCUUGGAUUCUGCAGGUCUUCCGGGACAAUUCUUCUGCUGGUAUUCUUGGAGAAGUUUCUUCCCUGCAGUUACCUUUUCUUGUCAUGUUUGUUCAGACAUUCUAGCUCUGGGACGGCGAAGAUGUGUGGGCCACGUUCCCAGGCCUUUAAAAUCUACUCUGUUCUUACAAUCACCAAUAACUCCAACUACCUCCAACUCCACUCUACUUCCAAGUCUAUGUCCAAAGUCACCUCAAAUCCCUUGCUCAACACUCCGCACCUCCGCCUCCCUCAACUGCUUGUAGUGGUGUGAGCCCACAGAGGGAAUUCCAGGGCUAUUAGGCCGAAUGAAAUGUGGGUGUGGCCUCAAUUCUUGCCUCUCAUUGGUCAGAGAGAAACCUUGAAAAUAAAGUUUGUGGCCAGAAUAUUGUGAUCUGGGCAGAGCUGGUGGGGCCAUCAUGAGAGCUGUUCUUGCAGCCCCUCCUGUAGGGAAUGGCUACGCCUUUAAGACCUGGGGCGGCUGGCUGCUGGCCAGUCCCACUUCCUUCGGGGUUCUGCUGGAAGAGAUAGCAAACCAGCCCCCACCGCUCGGCGUCGAGCACAUGUGUUGUAAUGGCCCUGGCUGAUGAAAGAGGAGGAACCAACAGGUCCCCGCCCAUAGAGGAAGUGCUGAGGCUUCACCGUGAUUCACAUGCUCAUUAGCCUAUUGUUUACACCUGUCCGUCCCUCCCCUUCACGCUUCACUACUUCUAUAAGUCUGUUGGCCCCUCCCUUGAAUGAACAGAGCACUCUUUGAAGCUUCUGGAUAUGUUUGUGCUAACCCUGUCUUCCUUGGCAAGUAUAGGAAGGGGGUAGGGCAUUCUCACAACCACACGCUGACUGAGGCUGCACAUGGACCUCAAGUCCACAGUUAAUUCCUACUGGCCAGAGGAUAUGCGUUGAGGGCGAUAGGGGACCAUGCGGAGGAGCAAAUAGGCCCAGGAUCUCUACACGGACGGAGGUAGAGCUUAGCCUGGCAAAUGGCGCCCCAAACAUGGGGCGGGGCAGGAAGCCCACAGGACGCAAAGUGCGGAGCUAUCGGUAGCCCUCGGGAAAUUGGAGUGGGUUCUCCGGGGUGUGUUGGUUCCCCCUUCUGGCAGCUAUGACAGAGGGGCAGAAUUGAUUCGUGUUCCAAGAGACUGGAUUCGACUUUUGAGAUAUUGAGGCCAAGGGCCAAGGUGUUUCUGCUGCCCAGGGUGAUGGGCGAGCGUGGGAGCCCCGGGGGUGUGGCCUUGUGGGUCUCCUGGCUCCGGGCGGGGCGGUAUGGCAUGGCUUUGUGCUUCCCGUGGGAAACCCGCCGUGGCGGCUGCACAGUAGAGAAGCGCAAAAGGCGGUGGCAGCAACACCAUGUGGAACAGUUGCUGCCGCCCGGGCUGGGACUCCCCACCCGGGAUUUCUGGGUCCCGAUUUGCGGGAAGCCUGGGAAAUGGCAGGCAUGGAGGCGCCGAGGCACGUGUAGAGCCUGGAGCGGAUUGCCCUCGCACCAGCCCCCACCCCGUCUCUUUCGGCGUCUGGAGCCGCCGGAGUGCAGAGCAGCGGCUCCGCGCGCUGGGCUCUGAGGACGCGGGGCCCAAGGCAGGCGGCGCGAAUUCUCCUGCAGGUGCUGCAGCGGGGCACAUCCCGGGCAAUGCCUGGGGCUGGCGCGAUACACAGGGCCCGGUGUCUGCGGGUGGCGUGGAGCUUCGUGUGCACGGUGUUAGGGCUGGCCCGCGCCCUCUCUACCUCUAAAGCCGGCCCCAAAUCUACUGGAUUGGACUACAUAGCUGUUGGAGAAAGGGACAGAGUCUUAGAAUUUGUUAUCAAUGCUUGAUAAGUCGGGAUGGCCUCCCCCCCCCCCCGCCCCCACACUUGCUGGUGGCGUGCUGGAUUCCUGGAGGCUGGGCGGGGCUAGCAGCCUGUCUGCAGCCCUGCGGAUGGUCUGUGAGGCUGGAUCUGUGAAAGUUUUGCUUCCUUGGAAAGGUUUUUUGCUCUUUACGGAUCACGUGGUUCUAAUAUGUGAGCAAAAUAAUAUCCUUUUGCCACUGGAAUUCCAGAAAACUUACAUGGCCAGUUCAGAGAUUUUUCCUAAGAGCUGCUUCGGCCGCGGUCCUGGGGGCUGGAGGGCAGGCAGUGUUGGCUUCACUGUGGCUGGCAGACUCCUGGCAGCUUCACAACACAGGCGUCCUGCUGUGAGCCUGCGUCUGUGUCCUGUUAGCUCUGUGUUAAGCUUUCCCGCCCCACAGCUUGGGCGGAGUUAUAACAAGAGAAAGCCCCAGGUCUCCAACUCAAACAGGGUAUUUGGGGGGCAAACAAAGGGUUCUGAUACAGCAAUAAUUUGAUUGCAUUUUCUAAGACUACCACCUCAGAGAUACUAGAAAUUGGAGGAGUUUUUCUUGAUGGUUGGAAAGUUUGUUUGUCUGAUGUGAUUUGAUUCCUGUGCUAUCCUUGCAAUUUGGAGAUAUUGAAAAGGCAAGGUGCUGGGACCAAAUCUCUUGUGUUUUUAAAUUCUGGUAAACAUGGUUAAAAGUACUUUUGUCACAAUUGUCUUGGGUAUCAGUCUAAUGAUUCGGGUACUAAAUUCUGUGUGAAUACUGUGAUGUGAUAAGUAAGACUCCUACCUAUCUAAAGUUACAUAUAAUCAGGGAAGUGUUUUAAAGUAUGUAUAACUAACUA
Perognathus longimembris pacificus (Pacific pocket mouse) is the source of this 3958-nucleotide messenger RNA. Its product is annotated as scm-like with four MBT domains protein 2. The transcript is spliced from 4 exons. The record is from RefSeq and is a predicted model, not a curated record. The coding region runs from base 215 to 622 and encodes 135 amino acids. Gene Ontology annotation, cellular component: nucleus. Gene Ontology annotation, biological process: regulation of DNA-templated transcription. Lineage: Eukaryota; Metazoa; Chordata; Mammalia; Rodentia; Heteromyidae.